AUGCGCAUGCGCACCACCUUCUUUCCUCGGCCACAGCGCCCCGUGGACCCGGCAUUGCUGCACCUGAGGGGCCCAUCACUGGCGGGUCCGACCGUCGAGGCUUCGCGUGAGGAUCGCGCCACGUUGUCGCUGGACCAAUUGCCGGCAGAGUUAGCUCACAUCCUCGGUGACGGCGUUCACGAGUUGCACAUUCGCUGGGCCAGUCCACAGCCCUUUGAGGCCGUCAGCCCGCUGUAUGCCCGUCUAGCGCCCGGCCUCCACGUUUUUUACACCCCCCAGACGGCUACGGAACAGAGCCGGGAUGCUAUCUGCCUUCUUCUGCACAAGGUCUUUGGCCCAAGCCUCGACUGCAGAUCUCUCAGCAAUUCCUUCACUGUCCUCGGAGGUGGUCGCUUCUCUCAUUCUGCUGGUUACCAGUAUUACUCAGAUCUAGAGGAUCUCUCUGGUCUUGCCGACUAUGUCCAGACCAAGUGGUGCCCUGGCGAGGAUGGAACCCCUUGUCCCUUCAACGUGGACCUGCUGCUCGGCGCCAGCUCGGUGGACCUAUCUUACGAUGCCAUUUCGCACGCGUUGAAGGUGACUACAUUUUGGCCGUUGGCCGCACGAACUAUCGAGGGAACGGCCCAGCCGGGCUCUCGUACGGAGCUGGGAGUCUUGUCAGGUGAAAUGCCUGCAAACUUGGAGCCGUUUGAACUUGGCAUGGCUGGCCAUGUGGCAGUUCUAGGCGAGGAUACCCAUCCAUCUCCGGUUGUGUUCUCCUUUCCCUCGCGGCACCGAAAUGCCGAAGGGGCCUCCUUUUCGUCCGGCUUUCUGCGGCCUGCUGGCCUGCACCCGGCGCUGCAACUUCGCAUCGCCUCCGGUCCACCACCACGGGUAGAUAGCUCAGACGACGGGUUUGCGUCAUCUUCAUGCAAACUGCAUGCCUAUUUGACUCUACCUCGACAUAUCUUUGCCGACAAAUACCAGCUCAGCGAUCCUCUGUUCCUUGCGUCAAAAAAUCUGACAGCCUUGCGCCACACCACACAGCCAGUCGACCUAGAGGCCCCCGAUUAUGCCGUCAGCAGCUGGGGUUCGGCAAUCCUGUUGGAGCUUAAACCGCCUGCAGAGCAACAGACCCAAACUUGGACUGCCGAGGUCCCUCUGCAUCUUCGCUAUCUCCAGCCGGCGGCCGGCGGCUACAGCAUCGCCGAGCUUCCGUACCCGGUUGUGUUCUGGGCCUGUGCAGCCGAAGACGGCACCAAAUUCUCGACCAACCCGUUUGACCGCGUGAACCUUGGCUACGACGGGCUCUUCGGACCACGGACAGAGUUUUGGCAUGUAACGCCCAACCCGCCUCCGGCGUCUGAUAAGGCGGUAUUGUCCUCGUCAAACAGCUUGAAGAUGGCAAUUCGCGUGCCUGUACUCGAUUCUAGUAGGAUGGACAAGGUCAAUGUCGGCACUGCGGCUGUCGUGCUUCUUGGAUUCACCUGGGUGUUAUGGAAGUUGCUGGCAGUCUAUCGCAAAGCGGGACAUGGCCGGCUGCCAAAGCCAGAGACAGAUGCAGUCGAGAAGAAGACGCAAUAG
Messenger RNA from Grosmannia clavigera kw1407, 1563 nucleotides. RefSeq names its product protein pbn1. Bases 1 to 1563 code for a protein of 520 amino acids. The transcript is spliced from 3 exons. Gene Ontology annotation, molecular function: mannosyltransferase activity. Gene Ontology annotation, cellular component: glycosylphosphatidylinositol-mannosyltransferase I complex; endoplasmic reticulum membrane. The record is from RefSeq and is a predicted model, not a curated record. Gene Ontology annotation, biological process: GPI anchor biosynthetic process; protein processing. Lineage: Eukaryota; Fungi; Ascomycota; Sordariomycetes; Ophiostomatales; Ophiostomataceae.